Molecule: messenger RNA, 1545 nt
Organism: Trypanosoma conorhini
Lineage: Eukaryota; Euglenozoa; Kinetoplastea; Trypanosomatida; Trypanosomatidae
Exons: 1
Coding region: 1-1545 (514 amino acids)
Source: RefSeq, a predicted model, not a curated record
AUGCUUUUGGGCCCCUACGGCACACUUCAUCGCCUGACGCAGCAGUUUAUGGACGUCUGCCUCAUGCAGAGUGGCCGCGUGGCGGAUCGUAUGACGGGACUCUGGCAACGCCUCACAAAGUCGGCAAUUGAGGAAAACAAAUUUGCUGCUUCAGCUUGCAUGACCAAACUCAACGCGGCAUUUGUGGAUGAAUGGGAAUCCUGCGUGCUGUAUGGGCGCGACACUCUGCAGGUACAACUUGCGCUUGCAGUUCGGGAUGACGCUGAGGUCGGGGCCGACGCCUUUCUGGCGGCAAACGAAGAGGAGGAAGGCAGUGGUGCUGGUGGAAGUAUGCUGUUUCAAGACACGGCCUUUCGAAGACGCACGCUGGAGCCUGUAUCACCGCAAAGGGCGGAAGAAGAGGCGGAGCAGGAACAACAAGAUGACGCGGAAAGGGGCCGAGUGGGAGAGGAUGCAGUUUCGCUUCCAGAUAACCCGUUUGAUUUCAUCUCCCAGCUCACCAUGGUCUACAGCACGCCAUGUGAGGGGUUUUGGCUCCUGCCAAAAAAUGCCGUUGCUGUGUACGGGGAUUUGUUCAGCACAUUGCUUUUCUGGACCUCUGUGACGCAACUUGUGACGCGUGUGUGGCAUGUCGGGAUUAAUUCAGACGUGCCCGAAGCCUUCUUCUUUUGCAACAUCUCCCGCACCGUGCUGAGUGCCGUGGCACAACACAUGUGGUUCCUUAUUGCUGGUUUUGCCCGUGAGUAUCGUCAGGGACUGCGCUUUGAGUCCGGUGUUCUCUACUCAUAUCGUCAGCUGGAGCGUUUCACGACGGAUCAUGCGACAUUUCUCGAGCAGUGCCGCUUUGCCGCAAUGCUGACCCCCACCUUUGCCCGUGCCCGGCGGCAGGUAUACGGAAUGGUGCGGCAGCUGGAAGAGGUGGAGCAGUGCCUGCUGCGCGCAAGCGAGGAGAACGCGGCGGAUGCAGCCACACUUCGUUCUGUUUCCAUUGGCAGCACGGACAGCAAAGCAACAGAUGUGGCGGCCGCCCGCGCCCUUGUCAGUGGUGUUGGGGGCAAGGGAACGAAGGGCAAGAAGAGGGCGAGGACGUCUGAAGAGGAACUUGGGGCAGGCGGCGGCGCUGCAGGUCAUGGCCUCACGCUCCGAAGGACAGCGUCGCACUCACAGACAUCCAUGGCAUCGCCCUCUGACGUGCCCUUCAGCGGGCAGCGCAAUCCUCGCGGAAGCUUGAGGGAGCGGCGGCGGCAGCAACUGGAGGAUGACGUGGCGCGGAGAAUGGAGGCGCGACGACGUACUGUGCGAGAUCACGUGCGCCGUCGUCUACGCUCCUUCGCCGGGCUAACGGAGAUCUUCGUGGGGCACCUCACUGACGUGCGGGACAGCGCCGCUGAGGACGCCGAGGUGCCGUUCCUUUCGCAGGACGAAGAACUCGCGGAGGAGGCGUCACCGCGGGGUACGGCCCGCAACACGGCCCGCGCCCCCGCGUUGUCCUCGCUUAUUCGCACCUUGGAGAUGAUACAAGCUGCCAUUUGUGUCAAAUUGUGA